GGUAUGGUAAUUGCAGGCUACAGCUACAGGUGUGCGGAGAAUCAGGAGAGCGCGAGGAAGUUUUUUUUUGGAAGCUACUUUUAAGAGUUUCGAAGCGAUGUUUUCGAUAAGAAAGAAGAACUGAGAGGAAAUACCGAUUAUAUUUUUGUAGUAACAUUUUUUUUUUGUUGUUGUUGUAAAUGAGACGUUAAUGCUGUGCUAUCGGGAGUUGAAGGUCGGUCAUAUGGGUGUGUUUUUGUCCCUCACGAGACAGGUGUUCAUAUCAAAGCAGCGCACUGUGACAGAGAUGAAACGCUCGUCAGCUCGCGCGUGCGGCGAAACGAAAUGUCCGCGUUGAAGCGAGAAAAGAAACGUGUAAUAGGUGUAUAGAGUUAUUUAAAGUGGUUAGGUUGCCGCUAGAGGUUUAUGAGGUAGCUGAGGUGAUGGAGACAGACUCGGGGAGGAUGGAGUCGAGUGUGUGGCUCGGUAAUAAGCGGCACCGCGCGCUGCUCAGCGGAUGGCGCUUCAGUUGGACCGAGCUGGACAAGAAGAACCGAGACAAAAACACCAUUUCACUGCCCGUCUCUGAGGUGGUUGCUGUAAUGGAGGGUCAGGUGGAGAUCCAGCCACAGAAGAAGGUGAAGGACACUGACCGAGACUUCACACUGUUCUAUGUAAAACGCAGCAACACCGGUAGUGGGAAAGCACCACUGUGGAGCCUGGGCAGGUCCCAGUUCUGUUGCCCCAGCCGUGACCUCCGGGAUCAGUGGGUGACGCAACUCAGAAUUGCACUUAAAACCCACUGUCCCUCUCGCCCUCACAGGCUGUUAGUGUUCAUUAACCCCUACGGAGGGAAGAAAAAAGGGAAGCAGAUCUAUCACUCCACAGUGGCUCCUCUAUUUGAGCUGGCUGGCAUCAGCUCUCAUGUUGUGGUGACCGAACGAGCCAAUCAGGCGAGAGACCAUAUCCUGAAGAAAGACCUGACUGGGUUUGAUGGUGUGGUUUGCGUGGGCGGAGAUGGAAUGUUCAGUGAGCUGUUGCACGGCGUGAUUGGACGAACCCAGCAGGAGGCAGGCGUUUCCGAACAUGACCCGUGUGUGAUGCUGCAGCCGUGUGACCUCCACAUCGGUAUCAUUCCAGCAGGCUCCACAGACUGUGUGUGUUUUGCUACAGUAGGUGUGAAUGAUCCGGUUACUUCAGCACUGCACAUCAUUAUCGGAGACUCCCAGCCUCUGGAUGUGUGUUCUGUCCAUCAUCAUUCCACACUUGUGCGUUAUUCUGUCUCGCUGGUGGGCUACGGUUUCUAUGGUGAUGUGUUGGCUGAAAGUGAGAGGCGACGCUGGAUGGGACCUCUCAGAUAUGACUAUUCGGGUUUUUUAGUGUACCUGUGCAACAGGAGCUAUCAGGGAAUAGUGCAGUAUCUACCUGCGGACUCCCAGAUCACCAGCCCCAGAGACAACAGUCGCUGCCUCUCAGGGUGCAGAGUGUGCUCGGAGAGCACAGAGAGACUGUUCCCUCGCUCAGAGAGCUCUAGCUCUCUUUACAGCAGGCAACUCGGCCAGUACAGCAUUGAAUCGGAGGGCGAGUGGUUAAGUGUUGAGGGCAGAUUCAGGUGCGUGUCUCUGACCUGCAUGUCCAGCUCAUGCCCACGGAGUCCCAAAGGUCUCUCGCCCUCCGCACACCUGGCUGACGGGACGGGGGAUCUCAUCUUAGUGAGGAACACUAAUCCCCUGGGUUUCCUCACAUACCUGCACAGGCACACCAACACGCAGGAUCAGUUUGACCUGCCCUUCGUCGAGGUGCAUCGCGUCAAGGCAGUGCGUUUUUCCUUUCCUCCCAGCGAGGAGGCGGACGAUGAAGACGGGCCAAAAGAAAGCCGAAACAUCCCCGCAGGUAUACCCGGGGAUCCCGAGAUGCUGAGUGACGCAGGCGACGUCGAGUCAGGCAGGCUCGGCUCCCAGCAGUGCCUCGCAGAAAAGCGCAGGGAACAAGGGAUGAAGGAGAAAGGAAGGAAGAAGAGAGAUUACCUGUGUGGGCUGUGCUCCAGUAAGCGGUCUGCUACGUCUGUGUGGAACUGUGACGGAGAGAUUCUGCCGUAUAGCGAAAUCUUAUGCAGAGUACACGGUCAGCUGGUGCAUUUGUUUGCCAGAGGCAUUGAGGAGGACACGGUCUCCCGGAAAUACCACGAGGGAAGCAGGAAUUGCCAAGGGAGAUGUAUUUUACACAACUAAUAGUAACCAUAAAAAUGCUAUAUUAUAAAGUAUAAAAAGCUAUAAUAAGAGAAUGUUUCAUAUUUAAGCCAUAAUACAGUAGAAUAUUGCAAUAAACACAUGGUUCACAUCUUU
Molecule: messenger RNA, 2324 nt
Organism: Ictalurus punctatus (channel catfish)
Lineage: Eukaryota; Metazoa; Chordata; Actinopteri; Siluriformes; Ictaluridae
Product: ceramide kinase family protein
Exons: 13
Coding region: 423-2210 (595 amino acids)
Molecular function (GO): kinase activity
Source: RefSeq, a predicted model, not a curated record